This is a messenger RNA of Blepharisma stoltei, 807 nucleotides long. The record is from the annotation of a GenBank genome assembly. NCBI's taxonomy places the organism in Eukaryota, Ciliophora, Heterotrichea, Heterotrichida, Blepharismidae.
AUGUCUAAAAAGUGUAACCAAGUAUUUGAAAAUAACAUUGAAUCUCUGAACUUUCUUCUUAGCAGAGAAAGAGACAAGCCUCCCCUUGAAAAUUUUCUUGCUGGCAACGAAAUUCAAGGCUGAAUGCGGGACAAGCUAGUACAAUGGAUGUUCAAGCUGUCUCACGAUUUGAACUUACGGGUUGAAACAAUUCAGUUUGCUAUAACUUUGAUGGAUUUAUUUCUCUCUAAGGUAAAAACAGCAAAAAGCGUUAUGCAAUUGCUUGGAAUCGUAACAAUAAUGAUCUCAAUCAAAUUUAACGAAAGCAAACAACUCACAUUGCAGGAUGCUUUAACUCAUGCAGGGAGCAGACAUAGAAUUUCAGAAAUACAACUGACAGAAGUCUUCAUUUUGCAUAAGCUUGAAUGGAAGCUUAACAUAACUACAGCUUCAGAGCUUGCCCGAAGACUGCUAAUUCUAACUGGCCUUGACAACGACUUCUGUAGGAUCUAUGACCGCCUUGAUGCUUUUGCCUGCGUCUGCUAUGGAAACUAUGAGCUCUCCCAAUAUAGACCCUUAGAAAUUGCGAUAUCAAGCACAAUUUGUGCUCUUGAGCAAUACAACCAACUAAAUUUCAGAAAUCAGUGAAUCCAGCUACUGUUUACCCAAAUUUCUCUUGAUAUUGAGAGAAUUGACGCCUGCAAGAGAGCACUUUUAAGAGUACUCCAUUCCCAAACCUCUCAUUAUGACGCAAAUAAGCUUAAUUCUAUAACACUUGAAAGCAUCGAAACUUAUAUAAGAAGGAAUUGUGAUGAAAAAUCCUAUUAA